AUAGCACGAGGACCCCAUGGGGCUCUCUAGCCACAAGCAUGCUUCAGACAUGGUUGGUGCUUGGAAAUCUCAUCAAAAUAAUUUCAUCACGUUGUCUGCAGCUAGCUGCAACAACGUUGCAUGCAGAACACUCAUGGCCUUGUCCCCUGGACAGCACUCUUGCUAAUAGCUACACACAACCCACAUUGAGCCCUCUUUUCCUUCUACUAUAAAUCCAUGGCCUGCUCAACAUAACUCCUUCAUCUCGUCUGCAACUGCAAGCAACAUCGCAAGCUGCACCACACCUCUGGAUUUUUAGAGCCAAAGUGAAAUUUGACCAAGCCAAGAAGGAAUAAACCAUGAUCCAUCCAAAGAAGCUUGCCCAGCUGGCCAGGAAGUGCCAUACGAUGUUGGCGGCCGGAGCUGGUGCCCACCGGCAGGCCACCAACAUGGUCCCCGAUGAGUGCUGCAGCACGGUUGCCAACGAGGGUCACUGUGUGGUAUACACUGCUGACGGGGCACGGUUCAAGGUCCCUCUGGCGUAUGUUGGCACAACAGUCUUCGGCAAGCUCCUGCGGAUGUCUGUGGAGGAGUUUGGCUUUGUGAACGGUGACGGAGGCAGGAUCAUACUGCCCUGUGACGCGGCAGUGAUGGAGUACGUCAUGUGUCUGGUCAGGAGAGAGGCCCCUGAGGAGGUUGUGAAGGCGUUCCUAAGCUCCAUUCCUGGGCAUUGCCACAGCCAGAGUGCCAACUAUGUGGCGCCAUCAAUGGGACUCACCAAUCAGUUUGUUUGUGCUUAAUUAGCUGCUAGCUUAGCUUACUGAAAUAUGUUUCUGUAGAAUCAGAUGUUUUCUAGGACCACGGGGAGCUUUACCCAAUGUGAUGUAAGAUUUUAAUAUCACAGGAAAUUGUGCAAAUGAUUUGUUUUGCCGCCCCAAA
Messenger RNA from Brachypodium distachyon (stiff brome), 918 nucleotides. RefSeq names its product auxin-responsive protein SAUR36. Gene Ontology annotation, biological process: response to auxin. Lineage: Eukaryota; Viridiplantae; Streptophyta; Magnoliopsida; Poales; Poaceae. The record is from RefSeq and is a predicted model, not a curated record. The transcript has a single exon. The coding region runs from base 339 to 779 and encodes 146 amino acids.